AUGAAGUUCGACGAGAUGGCUCUAUGCCUGGUGGCAAAAACGAAGGGAAGGUUGCUCUUCGUGGGCAUCGACUCAGUAGGGGAUACCGGGGAGAUUGAUCGCCUCGCUCUACUGAGGAGUCAUCGCACCUCACCAAGGAGCUGGGUGAAUCCCCCUCGGCGCCGUCUUAUUCUCGAAGAGGAUUCGGAGGAUGAAUUCCACGUGAAUGAAGUCCCCAUGCAUGCACGUGCUGCUGGCGGCUCUACCUACCACAGACCGUCUGAUAGUAAGAAGAAAGGUCAACGGUUGGGAGAGCACUCACCUUCUGAAAAAAAUGAUAUGCGGGUUGGUGAUAGGGGUCGCAUGCCACCUACUCUAGCGGCGGAUUCCAAACUGAAGAGGGUGGGUACCAAAGCUAGGCCUCGGUAG
Messenger RNA from Linum trigynum, 408 nucleotides. NCBI's taxonomy places the organism in Eukaryota, Viridiplantae, Streptophyta, Magnoliopsida, Malpighiales, Linaceae. The record is from the annotation of a GenBank genome assembly.